Molecule: messenger RNA, 1326 nt
Organism: Puccinia triticina
Lineage: Eukaryota; Fungi; Basidiomycota; Pucciniomycetes; Pucciniales; Pucciniaceae
Exons: 4
Coding region: 1-1326 (441 amino acids)
Biological process (GO): mitotic spindle assembly checkpoint signaling
Cellular component (GO): mitotic checkpoint complex; kinetochore; bub1-bub3 complex
Molecular function (GO): ubiquitin binding
Source: RefSeq, a predicted model, not a curated record
AUGGAAAGGGUCAGUACCUCCUCCACGUCUAAUUCACCUCCAGUAGCCAGACUGACCGGAGGGAGGCCUCUGCCCAACGAACUCAUAUCCGUAGAGAUCGAACUAACUCACCCCGAGGACGCGAUCUCAGCCGUCAAAUUCGACCCAACUAAUCCAGACUUGCUGUUGGUUUCAUCCUGGGAUAAGACCGUCAAGCUAUAUAAUCUCUCAAACGCAUCACCCACCGAGCCAAUCAGCGUCUAUCCCCACCCAUCUCCUGUGCUGGAUGUAUGUUUCGGCACGGGCAAAAACGCUGGAAGAGGGUACACGGCUAGCUUGGACAGAGGAGUCCGAGAGAUCGACCUGCAGCCGUCUGCCCCCACGCCGAACCCUGCAAACCCCAACUCGAUCCCCAAUUCAAAUUCCAGACCGAACCGGGUGAUCUCAACACAUCAAGAUGCAGUGAAAUGUGUACAUUAUUCCUCGGAAUUCGAUAUCCUGAUCACCGGAUCAUGGGACCGAUCGGUCAUGCUCCAAGACCCCAAAGCAUCCUCAAAUAAACAAUACCCCAACCAAAUCUGUAGCCUAACCCUGCCCAACCUACCCGCAAAAGUCUACAGUUUGGAUUCUUCCAAGGACAAGUUGGUCGUCGCCAUGGGUAAUCGCAGGAUUUGGAUUUGGGAUCUAGCUAAACUGUCUGAAGCGGUUGAGAAAGUAAACCAGAUCAACAAAAAUCCUAAUCUUGCUGCCACUGAAACUGUCAUUCCACCACCCCCUCUGCAAGAACGAGAAAGCUCAUUGAAAUUCAUGACUCGCUUGAUCAAAUGCAUGCCCCCUGGAGAUGGUUACGCAUCAGGUUCAAUUGAAGGCAGGGUGGCUGUCGACUUUUUUGAUACCUCAGCAGAGUCACAGGCCAAGAAAUAUGCUUUCAAAUGUCAUCGUCAAGCGAUCGAUGGGGUCGAUACAAUUUAUCCGGUGAACGCACUGGCAUUUCAUCCCACACACGGAACGUUUGCGACUGGAGGAGGAGAUGGAAUCGUAUCCAUUUGGGACUCAGCAGCAAAGAAGCGGCUUAGACAGCUCCCGAAAUACCCCGGUUCGAUCACCUCACUCGCGUUCAAUUCGGAUGGAAGCAAACUAGCGAUCGGGUGCUCGGUUCUCGAGGAGGAGAAUCCUGCCAACAACCCUGCUGCUGAUGACGAUCACUCCAACGAGAGGGGCGCCGAUCUUGAAAAUAAGGAGGCUUCUCAUAAUCCUGAUAAAAAGAACAGCUCUCAUUUCAACUCUUUGAAAAAUUGCGUUUUCGUUCGGAACGUUAUCGAUGAUUGUAAACCACGAACCAAGUAA